This is a messenger RNA of Nerophis lumbriciformis (worm pipefish), 1542 nucleotides long. The record is from RefSeq and is a predicted model, not a curated record. NCBI's taxonomy places the organism in Eukaryota, Metazoa, Chordata, Actinopteri, Syngnathiformes, Syngnathidae.
AUGAUAAGUAUAUUACUUUUCAGUCUUUUUUGCCUGUUUCUGCAACCUGGCGAGGCUCAGUUUCCCCGAGCGUGUUGCACUGUGGAUGGGAUACUGUCCAAGCGUUGCUGCCCUGCUUUGGGCUCCGACCCUGCGAACGUAUGUGGCACCUUGACUGGGAGAGGAAACUGCACUCCCGUCCAGGUUGACACCAAACCGUGGGGGGGACCUUACAGGCUAAGAAACGUAGAUGACCGAGAGAGGUGGCCCACCAAAUUUUUUAACCAGACUUGCAGGUGUAGUGGCAACUUUGCUGGCUUCAAUUGUGGCCAGUGCAAAUUUGGCUGGACGGGCCCAAACUGCGACCAGAGGAAAACUCCUGUAAUUCGAAAGGACAUUCAUACACUGACCUCUGCAGAGGUUCAGCAGUUCUUGGAUGCGCUGCAAAUGGCUAAAACUACCAUCCAUCCAGAUUACAUGAUUGCCACUCAGCACUGGCUGGGACUCCUUGGACCGAAUGGGACUGAGCCCCAGUUUGCCAACAUCUCCAUCUACGACUUCUUCGUCUGGCAGCAUUACUACUCUGUCCGAGAUACCCUCCUUGGUCCUGGUCGUCCAUUCAAAGCCAUCGAUUUUUCUCACAAAGGGCCUGCAUUCACUACUUGGCAUAGGUACCACCUACUCAGCUUGGAAAGAGACAUUCAGCGGCUGACUGGCAAUGAGAACUUUGCAGUCCCGUACUGGAACUUUGCCACAGGACAAAAUGAUUGUGACGUGUGCACAGACGCUCUGCUAGGAGGCCGAAAUCCAGACAACCCCUCCCUCAUCAGUAACCAGUCUAGAUUCUCCAACUGGGGGGUGGUGUGUAACAGUUUGGAUGACUACAAUCGGCUUGUAACCCUUUGCAAUGGUACCAAUGAGGGUUUCAUUCAGAGAGGUAUGAUGAGAGGAGCAAAUAUGAUGAUGCCCACCAUGAGUGAUGUUCGCAGCUGCCUUGGUAUCCGGGACUUCGACAGCCCUCCUUACUUCACCAACUCUUCCUUUAGUUUUAGAAAUGCCCUGGAAGGCUACGAAAAACCAGAUGGUGAACUGGACGAAACGGUCAACAAUCUUCACAACCUGGUCCAUGCAUUGCUCAACGGAACCAGCUCGUUGCCUCAUUCUGCAGCCAAUGACCCCAUCUUCCUGGUUCUCCAUGCUUUCACGGAUGCCAUUUUUGAUGAGUGGAUGAAGAGGUUUGUCCCAUCCAAUGCCAGCUUCCCAGACGAAAUGGCACCCAUUGGUCACAACCGGAACUACAAUAUGGUUCCGUUCUUUCCUCCGAUUACAAAUGAAGAGAUCUACAUUACAUCAGAACAGCUGGGAUACUCCUACGCUGUUGCCUUUGAAGAGGCAGGAGGAUCAUCCGUAUUCGUAUUGGGGUCCACCCUUGGGGGAGUCUUCAUCGGAUUCCUAGUGCUCCUCCUUAUCUUUGUGCUCUACAUUCGCCAGCGCAGAAACACAGGCUUUGAACCUCUAAUAAAAGCAGACUUCACACAUAGGAAGUACACAGAAGAAGCUUAG